This is a messenger RNA of Penicillium salamii, 888 nucleotides long. The record is from the annotation of a GenBank genome assembly. Lineage: Eukaryota; Fungi; Ascomycota; Eurotiomycetes; Eurotiales; Aspergillaceae.
AUGGCAUCCAUCCCGAAGAUUUCCACACUCAUUACCUGGGCCCUGUACUUCAUCCCUAUAUACCUCUUUGUCAUCGAUCCGCUUCUACGCGGAUUCUUCCCCAGCCUACUCCCAACAGACACCGACGAAGACCUCUUCGACGAGAGCGGCGCCCCAGGACCAGGCAUCAACCUCACCGAUGACAGCUUCAUCAGCCCCGAAGAUGGUGUGCCAUUCACAUGUCCCGAUGCCGAGGGAUACCGGGUCCAUUUACUGUCGCGCGCGCCCUUGAUCAUGUACAUUGAGAACUUCGUAUCAGAGAACGAAGCAAACCGAAUCCUGGACAUGAGGUAUACACCAUCUAUCGUCUACGAUGGCCAGACGGAACGCGUGGACCCGUCUAAACGCCUUUCCGACCGUGCCUUGCUCCCCCGUGACGACACAGUUCGGUGUCUGGAGGAUCGCGCCCGCGCUUUCCAGGGCUGGCGCACGAACCUUUACAUCGAGCGUAUGUGGGCUCAGCGCUACAAUACCUCCGGCCACUACCGGCACCAUUAUGACUGGGCGGGAUCGCUGGCGCGAGGCGGGGAUCGAUUGAGUACGUUCAUGGUAUAUCUUGAUGCGGACUGCGAGGGUGGGGGGACGAAUUUCCCACGUUUGAAAAUGCCGGCUGGGAAGGGGUGGUGUCGGUUUUUGGAGUGCGAUCAGGGCACAACCGAUGGAGAAAAGACGGAAGGUAUCACGUUCAAGCCUAUUAAGGGCAAUGCGGUAUUUUGGGAGAAUCUUCGGGCCGAUGGGACGGGGUAUCCGGAGACAUGGCACGCUGGGUUCCCGGUCACCAAGGGGACUAAGGUUGGAUUGAAUAUUUGGAGUUGGUACCAGCCCAAAUGGAAGAGGCCGCUGAGGUGA